AAUCAAUUUUUCCUCCGAAGCCACUGAGCUUCCCCCACUUAUAUCAAUUCUCUCCACUCUCUCUAGACCCUCCCUCUGAACACCACCAUUAAUAACAGACCGUUGUUAUUUAUGGUAUCUCAAAACAUCACCAACACCACAAACUAACUCGGCAACUAAACCAACAUCCUCCUCAAGAUCCAAAUAAAGAAACCCAAAAUUUACACAGAAAAAAAUACCUCUCAGAUAUGAGAGGAACUCGUCCACCAACGAAAUCAGGGUUUUCUACACUCGAAGAUGAGACAGAAACACCAGUUCGACCACCACCACUCGGUCCUGCCGGUGUUGGUGCGAACAGGAAGAAAGCAGUAAUAGGUGUUAGAGCAUGGUUAAUUCUUGAUUCAACAGGUCAUGCUCAAUUAGUUGAAGUUGGGAAACAUUCAAUUAUGCGUAAAACUGGUUUACCAGCGAGAGAUUUAAGAAUUCUUGAUCCAUUAUUAUCAUAUCCAUCAACUGUAUUAGGUCGUGAGAAGGCAAUUGUUAUUAAUCUUGAACAUAUUAAAGCUAUUAUUACUGCUCAAGAAGUUCUUCUUUUGAAUCCCAAAGAUCCCGCUGUGAUGCCAUUUGUUGAAGAGAUUCAACAUCGUUUGUUGCGACUUUAUCAAGCUACUAAGAGCCAGGAAGGUAGGGCUAGUGGGGAUGAAGAAGAAUGGGCAGGUUUGUAUGAUUUGGAGGAGACACGGUCUAGGUCAAUGAGUCCAUCUAACUAUUCGGGGAGAUUUUGGCCAGUUCAUGAUACUGAGGAAGGAGGUAAGAUGGAUGGCAAGUCUGGAUUGGAGAUUAGGGAGAAACCGAAGGUCCUUCCCUUUGAAUUCGUCGCGCUAGAAGCUUGUUUAGAGGCAGCUUGUAGCUGCUUAGAUAAUGAAGCAAGGACGCUGGAGCAAGAAGCUCACCCGGCUUUGGAUAAGCUGACAACUAAGAUUAGUACUCUCAAUUUGGAACGAGUCCGGCAAAUUAAGAGUCGAUUAGUUGCAAUCACUGGGCGUGUUCAAAAGGUGAGGGACGAACUUGAACAUCUGCUGGAUGAUGACGGAGAUAUGGCUGAGAUGUAUCUGACGGAGAAGAUAGUGCAACAACGCGCGGACGAGGAUUCUUAUGAAGGAGAGGGCAUAUAUGACAGAGGUCUUCAACCAGACAUGGGUGACAGAAUUCCAGCUGAAAUAUCUUUGGAGGGAAAUGAUGUUCCAGCUAGUUAUGAAGGGGACCUCCAGAAUCCUGACACACAUGAGGAUUUAUUUGGUAUGCAUAGAGCGUUUAGUAGAGGCAGUCAUGGAACCCACACUAGCACCACAUACAGUGGGAUGAGCAAACACCUCGAUGUUGAGGAGCUUGAAAUGCUCUUGGAGGCAUACUUUGUGCAGAUUGAUGGUACACUGAACAAAUUAUCCACGCUAAGGGAAUAUGUUGAUGACACGGAGGACUAUAUUAAUAUCAUGCUGGACGACAAACAAAAUCAUCUCUUACAGAUGGGGGUUGUUUUGACCACAGCUACUCUCGUGAUUAGUGCAUUUGUCGUGGUGGUUGGUAUUUUUGGAAUGAAUAUUACUAUUGAUUUGUUCGAUGAUAAAAAAGCUGGAAUGACUGAAUUCAUCUGGACUGUUGGUGGUGGUGCAACUGGUACUAUAUUCCUCUAUGUGGUUGCCAUGGCAUGGUGCAAACACAAACGACUGCUGGAGUGAGUUUUAUUUUUAUGAUCUGUAUCCUCUGCCUGUUAUUAAGCUUACUGCGUAAUAACUAUUGCAUACCUCUUCUUCUUACUGUUGAGUUAGAUAUGCAACACUGUUUUAUUGGAUAUCAGUAGUCAGUACAAGGUGUUACCUGUAUCAUCUACCUCUACAAUAAAUAAUAAUGUGUCAAUAUUUCAAGCUUGAUGUUAUAAGUAAUGCUGCUGAUUUCUAUAUUUGACAGUAUAUACAAUGUUACUAAUUCAAUCCAAACAUCAAGUAAAUGGACGAAAUGUGGCGUUCUGGUAUAUAAGAACUAUCUCUAUGUAUCAGGAUACCGUCUACUUUGUCUCGUCAUAUGUUUUUAACUUGCAACUUACUAGAAUAUAGCUGGGAUUAGAUGUCAGUCUUUGAAAGUAGUCUUCCUUCCGUUCUCAAGAUUGCUGAACAGUUGUAAAGUGCAUAUAGGGAUUCAUGAAUAUGGAUGUGUAUUUGAAAAGGAUUUUGUUUUCCCCAAUGAUGGGAAAGUUGCUACUUCUUGUUGUUGUUGAACUGGAAGUUAGGGAGUUUUCUGUAAAUUGAACCAUUUAGGAGACUGUUGCACUGGAAGACAAGCUUAAACUUGGCAGUCAUCACUGGCCAUAUAUUUCAUAUCAAGAGAUUCAACCUGUGGUCCCUGCUUUUCUAUGUGAACAAGUUAGAGAGAGAGAAAGACUUGAACUGAACUGGGGAGUUUACAUGGCAUCUGUUACUACUACUGUAAAUGAGAAGCUGGUGACAGGGUCAUGUGUAUCAGCUGUGCAUGGAGAUCGAAAACGAAGAACAACGAGAGUCAACUCAGUCCAUGGUAAAGGAGAAUUCGGAAGAAGAGGCUUCCUUUUAUCAGCUGCUUUUGCAUCAUCUCCAGCAGUUGCAUCUGAACUCAAUGAUUCUAAGAGUGCUCUUAUUCAGAAGUAUCUGAAGAAGUCGGAGGAAAACAAAGCCAAAAAUGACAAAGAGAGACUGGAUGGUUAUUACAGACGCAAUUACAAGGAUUACUUUGAAUUCAUGGAAGGGGCUUUUGAAAAUAAAGAGAAGCUCACUGAAGCAGAGCAGGGUAUUCUUGAUUGGCUCAAGGCUAACAGAUAACUUAGUUGGAAACAUUGUAUUUGAGUAAUUUCUCUGAAUCACAAGAACACUUGAGGCAUUUAUUUCUCUUCAUUUUUCAGAGGAGUCUUCCAUGUUGCUGCCUGCAUAGAUGUUUAGCUUCUCUAUCUUGUUGAUGUUCAGCAUCCUUGUGUUGUCAUUUUGAUGUAUCGUUUUGGCGUGUUAGGUGUUCAUUAGGACUCACCUGUAUAUUUAGCUUGCUUAUCUUUAAAUAUCAUAACAUUCAUAUUUCCUA
Papaver somniferum (opium poppy) is the source of this 3084-nucleotide messenger RNA. RefSeq names its product magnesium transporter MRS2-3-like. The transcript has 8 exons. The record is from RefSeq and is a predicted model, not a curated record. Gene Ontology annotation, biological process: magnesium ion transport. The coding region runs from base 228 to 1718 and encodes 496 amino acids. Gene Ontology annotation, molecular function: magnesium ion transmembrane transporter activity. Lineage: Eukaryota; Viridiplantae; Streptophyta; Magnoliopsida; Ranunculales; Papaveraceae.